Molecule: messenger RNA, 6525 nt
Organism: Scomber japonicus (chub mackerel)
Lineage: Eukaryota; Metazoa; Chordata; Actinopteri; Scombriformes; Scombridae
Product: regulator of nonsense transcripts 1-like
Exons: 24
Coding region: 213-3521 (1102 amino acids)
Biological process (GO): nuclear-transcribed mRNA catabolic process, nonsense-mediated decay
Cellular component (GO): cytoplasm
Molecular function (GO): RNA binding; DNA binding; zinc ion binding
Source: RefSeq, a predicted model, not a curated record
GUCCGUCACAGUGUCUGUUGGACCUGCUGGAGCUUCCUCGAGCUUCUUGUUCGGUACCGAAUUCUUUCUGUUGUUGUUGUUUGGGUUCAAAUCCAGACUCUCGGCGCCGCCUUCAAAAAGCAAACAUCGAUAAGCACGUACUGUGUGGAUUUGUAGCCAUCUUGUAGGACGAACACCGGAAACCAGCUCAGUAAAGCGAAAGUUGAGUCGAGAUGAGUGUGGAGGCGUACGGGCCGAGCUCCCAGACCCUCACCUUCCUGGACACCGAGGAAGCAGAGCUGCUCGGAGCCGACACUCAGGGCUCCGAGUACGACUUCACCGACUUCACCCUCCCGAGCCAGACGCAGACUCAAGGCCACACUCAGAGCCAGCUGGACGGACAGGUAAAUGGUCCUGAUGAGGGACUUCACAACGGCGGGGUGGACGACUCUGUGGCUAAAGCCAGUCAGCUGUUGGCCGAGCUCAAUUUCGAGGAGGAUGAAGAAGACACGUACUACACCAAAGAUCUGCCUGUGCACGCUUGCAGCUACUGUGGUAUCCAUGAUCCAGCGUGUGUGGUGUACUGCAAUACCAGCAAGAAGUGGUUCUGCAAUGGACGUGGCAAUACAUCUGGCAGCCACAUUGUAAACCACUUGGUGAGGGCCAAAUGCAAAGAAGUGACGCUGCAUAAAGAUGGACCGCUGUGCGAGACAGUGCUGGAGUGUUACAACUGUGGCUGCCGCAAUGUCUUCCUCCUGGGCUUCAUCCCAGCCAAGGCCGAUUCUGUGGUGGUGCUUCUCUGCAGGCAGCCCUGUGCCAGCCAGAGUAGCCUGAAGGACAUCAACUGGGACAGCUCCCAGUGGCAACCACUGAUCCAGGACCGCUGUUUUCUGUCCUGGCUGGUGAAGAUCCCAUCAGAGCAGGAGCAGCUCCGGGCGCGUCAGAUCACCGCCCAGCAGAUCAACAAGUUGGAGGAACUCUGGAAGGACAACCCCAGCGCCACCUUAGAAGACCUGGAGAAACCCGGCGUGGAUGAGGAACCCCAGCAUGUGCUGCUGCGCUAUGAGGACGCCUACCAGUACCAAAACAUCUUUGGCCCAUUGGUCAAACUAGAGGCUGACUAUGACAAGAAGCUUAAGGAGUCCCAGACCCAAGACAAUAUAACAGUUAGGUGGGACCUGGGGCUGAAUAAAAAGAGGAUUGCCUAUUUCACACUGCCCAAGACGGAUUCAGGUGAUAUGCGGCUGAUGCAGGGUGAUGAGAUCUGCCUGCGGUACAAGGGGGACCUGGCCCCACUGUGGAAGGGCAUCGGCCAUGUCAUCAAAGUCCCUGACAACUAUGGUGAUGAAAUUGCCAUUGAGUUGCGGAGCAGUGUUGGAGCACCUGUAGAAAUCCCCCACAACUUCCAGGUGGACUUUGUGUGGAAGUCGACUUCCUUUGACAGGAUGCAGAGCGCCCUGAAGACCUUUGCAGUGGAUGAGACCUCUGUGUCUGGCUACAUUUACCACAAACUGCUGGGUCAUGAAGUGGAAGAUGUCACCAUCAAGUGCCAGCUGCCCAAGCGCUUCACCGCCCAGGGCCUGCCUGACCUCAAUCACUCACAGGUGUACGCUGUGAAGACGGUGCUGCAGAGGCCUCUCAGUCUGAUCCAGGGUCCUCCUGGCACUGGGAAAACUGUUACUUCUGCCACUAUCGUCUACCACCUGUCCCGUCAGGGCAAUGGGCCAGUUCUGGUGUGUGCUCCCAGUAACAUCGCUGUGGACCAGUUGACUGAGAAGAUUGACAAGACUGGUCUGAAGGUGGUCAGGCUGUGUGCUAAGAGCAGGGAGGCCAUUGAGUCACCUGUGUCGUUCCUGGCCCUGCACAACCAGAUCAGUAACAUGGACAGCAUGCCGGAGCUUCAGAAACUACAGCAGCUGAAGGAUGAGACUGGCGAGCUGUCGUCUGCCGAUGAGAAGCGCUACAGGACCCUAAAACGCACCGCUGAGAGGGAGCUGCUCAUGAAUGCUGAUGUGAUCUGCUGUACCUGCGUUGGUGCUGGAGACCCUCGUCUGGCCAAGAUGCAGUUCCGCUCCAUCCUGAUUGAUGAGAGCACCCAGGCCACUGAGCCUGAGUGUAUGGUGCCUGUGGUGCUGGGAGCUAAGCAGCUCAUCCUGGUGGGUGACCACUGCCAGUUGGGUCCUGUGGUGAUGUGUAAGAAGGCGGCCAAGGCAGGUCUGUCUCAGUCCCUGUUUGAACGCCUGGUGGUUCUGGGGAUCCGGCCAAUCCGUCUGCAGGUCCAGUACCGUAUGCACCCAGCUCUCAGUGCCUUCCCCUCCAACAUCUUCUAUGAAGGCUCCCUGCAGAAUGGCGUCACUGCAGCUGACCGCAUCAAGAAGGGCUUUGACUUCCAGUGGCCACAGCCAGACAAACCCAUGUUCUUCUAUGUGACUCAAGGCCAGGAGGAGAUUGCCAGCUCUGGAACCUCCUACCUCAACAGGACGGAGGCUGCAAACGUAGAGAAAAUCACCACAAGGCUGCUGAAAGCGGGAGCCAAGCCUGACCAGAUUGGCAUCAUCACCCCGUACGAGGGUCAGCGCUCCUACCUGGUCCAGUACAUGCAGUUCAGCGGCUCCCUGCACACCAAACUCUAUCAGCAGGUGGAAAUUGCCAGCGUGGAUGCCUUCCAGGGCAGAGAGAAGGACUUCAUCAUCCUGUCUUGCGUUCGUGCCAAUGAACACCAAGGCAUCGGCUUCUUGAAUGACCCUCGUCGUCUCAACGUGGCGCUGACCAGAGCCAAGUAUGGUGUGAUCAUUGUGGGGAACCCCAAGGCCCUGUCCAAGCAGCCGCUGUGGAACAACCUGCUCAACAACUACAAGGAGCAGAAGGUCCUCGUGGAGGGACCCCUCAACAACCUGAGAGAGAGCCUCAUGCAGUUCAGCAAACCGCGCAAGCUGGUCAACACCAUCAACCCUGGGGGCCGUUUUAUGAGCACUGCGAUGUACGAUGCCCGUGAGGCCCUCAUCCCUGGUUCCGCCUACGACCGCAGCAAUGCUGCAGGACGUCCGUCCAACAUGUACUUUCAAACUCAUGACCAGAUUGGGAUGAUUGGGGCGGGCCCCGGUCACAUGGCAGCUAUGAAUAUCCCCAUACCCUUCAACUUGGUGAUGCCCCCAAUGCCUCCGCCCAGCUACCUCGGCCAGACCAACGGCCCAGCUGCAGGCCGUGGAGCAAUGAAGGGUAAACCUGGGCGCGGUGGGCGACAGAGGGCCCGCGGCUCUGCAAACCAGGGUCCCGGUCAGGGUAACGGACAGAGCAGCCAAGUCAGCCAGGAUGGGGCCUCCCAGUCCUUCUCACAGGGGCCGCUGACUCAGGGCUACAUCUCCAUGAGCCAGCCUUCUCAGAUGAGCCAGCCUGGCCUUUCCCAGCCCGAGCUAUCCCAGGACAGCUACCUGGGCGAUGAGUUCAAGUCCCAAAUCGACGUGGCUUUGUCCCAGGACUCGACUUACCAGGGUGAACGUGCAUACCAACAUGGUGGAGUGACUGGCCUGUCACAGUACUAGAGCGUUGCUUGAAGAAGGGAGCUAGGCUUGAGCUGAGCUUAGUUCAUCAGCUUUUUAAUCUGGGAAAUAAUAAAAACAUAAAAUGGAUACCUGUUUUCCUCUGCUACAUCCGAAGCACCACCGAGUGAAAGCGACGGGAUAGCGAAACCAAACCAAUGACCAGCGAGAGAAAUAAGAGGGUAGAAGAAGAAGAGAGCACGAACAGACGGGCAGGGAGAUGGCAAGAGAGGCCGAGUGAACAAGUGAGUGGCAGGGACCGAUGCCCGUGCAAAGUGAGGAGGGAAGUCGAGAAGAUGGCGGCGUGUGGUCGAACUGCCGAGGGAAACAGAGGGGAGAUCUCAACGGUCUCUUCAUGGGAAUCCAAAUGAGGCUCAACUCCCAACUAAAUAAUUCCAACCCACACCCUUCACCCCACAGCCUCCAGGAAAGGCUUCAAAGUUGUCUUCAGAUGAGGAUGGAAGCUUUCCGGCUGAAUUUGAAGAACUCGUUCCUCGCCACCUGUUUGUACCUGCAGGUGGCGUGCUGACGGAAAGCCAUCGAAAAAGGCAAUGCGAAAUCCUUAUCCCAAAAGUCUGUUGGUUGCUCAACCUGUAGGAUGUCCUGAACUGUUCUGAAUUAGGUUUAUCAUGGGAGGAAAGUGGCACCAACAAUCAUCUACUGGGCCCAAGAACCUCAGCAGCCUCUGAAGGAAGCAGCAGUCGAUGAACCCUCUCGGAGAGGAAAUAAAAACACGGUUUCUGUGCUUAAGACUGACUUUUAAACUAUUAAAGAGCCUUGAAUUGAAAUACCUUUCAUUUGCCUUGGGAACCACUGGCUCAUUCACAGGGUCUUUAAUGGGGUGGUUUCUGACCACACGUCAGUGGUGGAGUGGCACGAGGAUUUCAGACUGUUUGUUCAAGGCAUGACACGCGAAUCCCACUGAUAUCGCGAUCAUCAUGGGACAGUUAUUCUUCUCUGAAGUACCUUUCUUACCACAGAGCACAAAAUUGCAAAAAAGUCAUCGAAACUAUCAAACAUGACCAGCAUUGAAUAUUCAACUCAAUGUCAUUUGUGUUUCAGUGAAGGCUUUUCCUAUUUUUAAUCUUAUAGAAAGCAGAGGUUUGAUGACGAACAGUGUCCGCUGUGCUUCGUGACCAGAUGUCUUUUCUUUACAAAAAAAAAAAAAAAAAAAAAGCACUCUGUAAGCUUAGAUUGGAAGGCGCUUGAAUGCUUUGCGUCGAGUGGUUUCUGAGAAGGAUUGUGAACUGUCCACAUUCAUCACACAAAUCCCUGCUUGAAGUGAAAGAAACCAAACGAGAGUAAAAUGAGGAUAAUAGUUGAGGCUUACAAGCGGUUGUGGCAAUCAAUCCACCACAGGUAAGGAGUAGAAAAGGAAGGUGGCUAAGGAAGAAAGGGAUAUGAGAGUUUCCGCACCUGGAAAACAGAGUCUAGGUCAGUACCAGGGUUUAGAAUUGAGAGGCGAACAGUGUGGCUUGAGGACUUGUCAGUCCCCACACUUAUAAUGUAGUCAAGAAUCCAGUGUCAUUUCACACGUUACAUAAUUUUGUGACUUCACUUGCAAUAGCCAGAGUGGUGGUCACAUUACCCAGCCACACAAAGUAUGAAAUACAUGAGCAGUGACCAAAAUCUACAAAUCCAAAGAUAAUCAGGUGAUUGAAAAAUUUAAGACAUACACAAAGGAAAUGUGUCAAAACUAUCACACACCCCACAAUUUUAAAAAACCUGCUUAAUCUGAAAGAGCCUCGGUUCUUGUGUGGAUUAAAUAUGCCGACACGUCAUCAUAGCGGAAGUGCCAUCAGUGCUGAUCGGAUGAUGACAGGGAGGUAAAUGAAAAGUGAAUGAACAACCUGAAUCAGUGCCUAUAACCAAUCACCUUCAGUUUAACAGCUGCAGCACAAGCAUGAAUGUAGUUAAAAAAACAAAAACAAACUACCAGCAUAUAAUAAAAAAAACCUUCUGAAUAUCAGAGGGCUCAACAAACCCACAGGAAAGGAUUUGUUAUAUUUUAUUUUUUAUAUAAAUCAGGCCAGGUAAUGAAGUCAGGAUGGGCUUAAUGUUUAAUUUUUUUUUUUUAAAAAGCCACCUUCCUUCUCUGGAGUAAAACAAGUGGAGGCUGGUAGAGUUUCUUUUCCUUCUGUGGACUUUUGAUUUGUGCAAAGCUGUUUUGCCUGCGUUAUGUAUUUCUCGUGGAGUUCCUCUCUGGGUUUAUGUGGAUCCUAAAAUCCUUUUUCCUGCAGAACUUGUGCGAGUCGUGAUCGAAAGUGACCCUUGAGUUGAUCCAAACUUGUUUUUUGCUUUUUGUCAGAUUUGCUGCUUUGUGCAUCAUGUUGUUUUGUUCUGUUGGGUGUUUAGCCAUUUUGUGUAGUUUUACUCAAAUAAAUUUUUUGUAGCAACUUGCUGACAACAGGAAUGAGGCGGACGCUGUUCCUUUCUUCAUUAGAGAUUUUCUUAUCCUCAAACUGUCCGAGGGAUUGUAGUUUUGUAACCAAGAGUCUCUUCCAGAAAAGAUGCUUUCUGAAUACAGUAAGAAUGUACUCCACUGUUAUCACCUGCUCUUCAUUUCAGCAGACAUGUGACAAUCAUGUUGUGAGUAGACGACGCCAUGUUUAACUGAUUUAGAAGUUGUUUUGUUGACAAUGUGCAAACCUCUCAUUUUGUGAUUUAAUGGUUUCUCAUAUCAACCAGUUCCACUGAAAUCGUAACAUGUUAUAGCUUUAAAAAAAAACAAACCUGCUGCCGUAAUAUUGCUUUGGUGUUGUUUUUUCUUUUCCAUCUUCUGAGCCACAAUGAAUUGCUUCAUGUGCAGUGAUCAUUGAAGAACCAAGUCAGUUUGCAUCCAAACUCUUUGAUUCUCUAUGUCAAAAGCAGAUUAAAUUAAUGGACUAGAGAUCUCAAUGUGAUGUAAAUACCUAUUUGAAACAAAGAGUCUUAUUUGCAGUGAAGGGAUGAUCACAAUUCAGUGACUCCCUUGUAAAACUGAAUCAAUAAAGGCUGUCCAAGUUGA